UGUGUAGUGCCACUGACUUUAAGUUAGACCAGCCACUAAAUUACUUACAGUACUGAGAAGGAGUAUUAAUUUGUAUUUGGGACUUAUAUUGAACAGAAGGAGAUAUUCCAUGGCUGUAUAAACAUUGGUGUGUCGGUUAAUGGCUUCAAACUCAGAUAACAUGUAGAACCAGCCUAGGAAUGACUGCCAUCAUGUCAAAGAAAGUAGGAAGGUAGUGGUGUAUAUAACACACCCGUAAACUUGUAAAUACCAAGAUGGCAGAGAGGAGGAACUCCGGGUCACUAUCCUCUAUAGGAGGAAUGUCACCCCGAGACGCCCCUGGCUCGGGACAGACCACACCCCGGAUAGGUCAGGGGGGCAAGGGCAUACAGAUGCAGAUACAGCAGCUAGCAAAUGAGCAGGAGAGGGUCCAGAAGAAAACGUUCACCAACUGGAUGAAUACGUAUCUCAAACAGAAAAAUAUGAAAGUGGAGAAUCUGUUUGAAGACAUUAAAGAUGGUACUCAUCUGCUGUCCCUGUUGGAGGUUCUUUCGGGGGAGAGACUGCCAAUGGAGAGGGGAAGGCUCAAAAGAGUUCAUCAUGUCAGCAACUUGUCUACAGCACUGAAGUUCCUAGAGACCAAGAAAAUCAAACUUGUAAAUAUAAAUGUGUCGGACAUUGCUGAUGGGAAGCCGUCCAUUGUUCUGGGGCUGAUAUGGACCAUCAUCCUAUAUUUCCAGAUUGAAGAUACGUUUGCUCAAGCAGCUGUAGGUGAGGAUGGUCAGCCUCGAGAGUUAUCUGCUCUUGAGAAAUUUCGAAAGAAUGCAAAGAAGGCCCUGCUGGCAUGGACAGGAAACGCUAUCACAAAGCGAUAUGGAAUCGAGAUCACCAAUUUUGGGAAGAGUUGGCGUGAUGGUUUAGCAUUUAACGCAAUCAUACACACCAUUCGCCCUGACCUUGUUGACUUUGAGCAAGUGCGACAACAGAACGCACGUGUCAACCUGGAGCAGGCUUUCUCAACAGCAGAGAACUCACUUGGAAUCCCACGCCUGCUAGAUCCUGAAGACGUGGAUGUUGAGAAGCCUGAUGAGAAAUCCAUCAUGACUUACGUGGCUCAGUUUCUUAAGGCCUACCCGGAGGCAGGAGAGGAUCCCUCGCUUGCGAAGAGGAAGAGAAAUCCUGCCGAGCAGGAGCUUGCAGACUACACCGACCUGAUCACAUGGCUGAACACUGAGGCAGACGAAGUGCUACAGAUAGUGGACCAGCCUGUCACUGAUCGGCAGCAGGAAUAUAUGGACUACCUGGCUUUUAAAACAGAAGUAGACAGACGUGAGAAAACUUUCAAAAAGUUAGAGGACAAAAUCAAAACAAAAACUGCCCAGAGGAUAACUCCAGAGCAGUGGAAAGAACUGGACACCAGGUGGAGCCAGGUGUAUCGACAGACCAGGAUGUGGCUCUGGAAACUGGACGCUAGUCUCCCAGGCCGACUCGGCAAGUUUGGUGACUGGCUGAACCAGGCCGAGGAAAUAAUGGAGUCCCAGCCAGAGGAGCUAGAUAACCGCGAGGACAUGGCGAACCAGCUGGCCAAGUUAGUGGGGGACCACAAGGAGUUCUUCAAAGAAUUGGAACCCUACAAACAGUUUUUCGCUCAAGUUAAGAAGUCCGGUCGCUAUGAUGGGGAGUAUUUACCUGGGCCACAACUAGAUAACCUAACACAGCGACUAAAGACUCUGUCAAAUGAAGUUCCUGUACGAGAAAAGAAAUUAGAGUUUAAUGAGUCUCAGCAGAGAAUUCUAGCUCUACGUGAGCCAACAGAAGCCCGCUUACAACACUGGACAGCCAAACUCGGCCGACAGAUAGAAGUAGAACAGCUUCUCAAUGACUACCAGGAUUUUGUCGUAGCUGGACAUUUAUUUCGCCAUUACGACCAAACAUAUGAGGAACUGAAAAAGAGAGCUGAUGGUUACAAGAAAAUAGCUGAUCAGGAUGAAAAAAGUCGGGUGACAAAGUUCAUGGAGGAGGAAUCUGUUGCCUGGAAAGAAGACGAAUUACAGGUGAAAAAAUCUCAGAAUAUACUGGAGGACACUGUGGAACAGUGGAAACAGUUCACAGUGUGUGUAGACAUCCUGACACCCUGGGUAGCAGACGGUGAAGCCAAGAUAUCUCACGGAACAACAGACGAAAAGCAACAAUUCUUCAGCGAGCUUCCACAAUAUGAAGAGAAACAGAAUGUGCUGAUGGAAUGUGGACAGUACUUAAAGGAGGCCUGCUGUGAGCCUGUGGCUAUGGAGGUAGAACAAACCGUAGAUAAUCUAAUGCAAAAAUUUGUGAGUCUGUCAGACGGGUUUACAACAUUCCAAAACGUGGAAGUGAUAGGGAAGGCUCGGAGCUCCUACGGCGUGGGGGUUGACAGGAUAUCAGACUGGCUACGUAACGCGGAGGAUCUCCUGGGACUAGAGGUUCCCUGUGUACAUUCCACACUUAAGGAUUACCUACAGGAUAUUGAUCUUGUGAAUGGUCAAAUCGCUGAUAUGGAGAAUGACUUUAAGAUAACCACAAAGACAGCUCAAUCCUUGGUGAAGGACAGCUCUCAGGAUAUUGUCAAUGAAAUGCUAACCACUCUCAACAUUCAGAAGGAAGUGAUUGUGAGAGUGAGGAAGGAAAUUCCAGAAAAACUCAAAUAUCUAAAAGCAGUGCUUCCAAACGUAGAAUCUUUAGAAACUGGAAUUUCUGACCUAAACGCCUGGCUUGAUCAAGGCGAGGCAGUCCUGGCAACACACAAGAUGGAGGGAACACCUCAGGCAACUGAAGCUCACCUGGAAAAACAUAAGGCAUUUUUCUCAGAAGUGACUUACCAGAAAUCCAUCAUGGAAAGUAAAAACAAGGUGCACCAAAAGGUCACAUCAACUAAACCCAAAUUAGACAAUGUCAACUUUGACCCGGUGGACAGACCAAUGGAGGAAACUAACCAACGAUUUCAGGCAUGCAUCACUACUGCCAAAGACUGGGAGAAACGCUUGGAGAAUCAGUCACGACUCUGGCGUGUACUUCAGCAGAAACAGGAGGCUGUUGAGGCGUGGCUCGCCCAGGCAGAAGCUGUGCUUAAUGACGGGGCCGACGACCCAGAUAGCCUCAUUAGAAAACACAAGAAAUUCUUUAACCGCGUUGACAACAGACUCCUUGAGGAAUAUCAGAGUACUGGGCGGGAAAUCCUGGCCCAGCUAGACCCUCGGGAACAGAGUGAUCUCAAACACAGCCUAGGCACGACUCAGGAACGCUGGAAAGUUGUCACUAGCCAGGCACCAGUCCGACUGACCAUGCUGGAAUUCCUGGUGCCCGAGGAAAUCUUUGUCCAGUGUAUGGACUCUGCUGAGCAGACACUCACGCAGGAACGACAGUCUCUACAGAAAAAUGAAAAUGUCAAGGAAGUGUUGAGGAAACACAGGCAAUUGUUUGUGGAAGGUCAGUUUACCCAGACGUGUACACAGUGCCUUGAGAAGAUGCAGAAAUUGGCUAACGAUGUGGUCAAGUCUGACCGUCAGGAGACAUCACUACAGGAACGAUAUGAUGAGCAUGCUUCACGUUGGGCUCGGCUCAAUCAUGCUCUAGAUUCCACCCACCUUGAUCUGAAACAGCUUCCAGAAAGAUGGAAGGAUUACAAUCAAAAAUUGGAGGACUUACAGACGUCAGUGGCAGUGGUAGAAGAUCUGAUGGAGCAACUCAAAAAUGAAAACCUGACCAGUGGGGAGUACAAGGACCUUCAGAACAAAUUCCAGAAAGCGUUGCGAAACAUGCGCAAGUUUGAAGAUGAUGCUUCCUGGCUGCAAGAGAGCCUGGGAGAGCUACUGAAGGACUCACCUGAUGCUGAUAAUACUGCUGAGCAGCAACGCCUCCGGGAACUGCUGGCUCGUUUCCAGGGUUUACAGCCGAAGUUGCAGCCCACAGGUGACAAAUCUGCAAUCUUUUCUAAAGCCUAUGACUUCCGUGAUGGUAUUGAAAAGCGAGCCAGUUGGUUGGAGGAAACCCAGAAACUUGUGAUGGACCAGCCAUUCAUUGACGGACUGGAGGAUGCGCGCGCCUAUCUACAUGAACAUGAAAACAUCAUGACAAAACUUGAGUCGGAGCGCCCAAACAUCAUGGCUGACAUCGAGGCUGGCAAACGAUUACAGAGGGAUCGCAAUGCACCCAGCUUUGUGAACAAGACCGUCAGUGACCUAGACAGGAAGUGGAAAGAUACUAACGAACUUGCCAAAGCAAAACAUGCCAAUCUUAAGGAAAAGGUCAAGGACUGGGAACAGUAUGAGACCCAGAAGGGCCAGAUGAUUCAGUACCUUAAGAAGGCAGAGGCAGAGCUUGAGAAGCCUCCUGCAACUACAGGACAGGAACUCGCUCAGAAGGACCUCAACUCAAAGAAGGAGCUUAAAAAUGCACUGAGCAGACUAAAGGGAAACAUUUCUGAGAUGCAGAAACUAAACGCUGCCCUUAGUGAAAGUGCAAGUCGGGAGAGACGAGGACCUCUGAAAGGGGAGCUAACUGAUAUUGACAAACGGCUUGAGAAUGUCUCUGUUAGACUGAAUGCCAAAUUGGCUGACCUAGAGGCCACCAUUGCUAAGUGGACGGAGUACUACAAACGUCUGAAUCACUUCUGUGAUUGGCUGAAUGAGAGAGAGGCUAAACUCAAUGAGGUGUAUGAAAAUAAAUCUGACGCACCUGAAGAACAACUGAAUAAAUCCAAGGCAAUUGCAUCAGAGGUUUAUGAGAAUCACAUUACACUAGAAACUCUAGAGAAGGAUGCUAAGGGUAUGUCACAGAACUUUCGUUCCCGUGAAACUGCUGCUCUGAGGACAAAGCUGGCUAGUGUCCGUCGCCAGUGGGAGAGUCUGUGCUCGCGUGCCCAGGACCGAAGCUCUGCACUGACAGGAAGCGUGGCUCACUGGCAGACACACCAGAACCUGUCGCAGCGCUUGAUGCCUUGGAUAGUGAAGGCAGAAAAAUACUGUGCAACAGAGCUACCAAAGUGCUCCUCACUGGAGGAGGCGCGAGACCUUUAUGAACUUCAUCAGUCCUUCCUGCAUGAGUGCGAGGAACAGUUCCCUGUGUUUGAGAAGAUGAAUACUGAGGCAGGCUACCUUAUGGACCAGCCCAACAUGGCCAAGGAUAUGGAAACUCUCCAGAAACGCUGGAAUGACAUCAUCAGUGCUUCUGAGGGGCGCAGCCAUAAAGUGGACAAAAUGCAUGGUGCGUGGACAGCAUAUGACCAAGAACUCAACAACUUUGAUGAGGUUCUUGAGAAGUUCCAGACCCGCCUCGCACAAGAACCCAAUGUCAGUUCGACAGAUGUCCAAGUUCUCGAGCAUGAACUUGCCAUUUGUAAGACGCUGCAGGAAGAGAUCCGUGGCCAGCAGCCGCAUCUGACUGCCUUACAGAGACAGUUCGAGCAGGUGAAACAGCAUGCUACACCCGACGGUGUCAAGUCACUCAAGUCCAAACACGAUGCAGUGAAAGGAGCGUAUGAGAAAAUCUCCGAGGAUGCAAGUGAACGACAGUCUAUGCUGAACGCUGCAGUACGCCACAGACAGGACUUUUACUCUCAGCUGCAGGACUUCGAGAAGUGGCUGAAGAAAACACAACGAAAACUGGACACUGGAAACGAAAUCUACUCGGACGAAGUUGCAGAGACGCAAUCUAAAUUAAAGGCUCUGAAGGGUGAAUGUGUGGGUCAGGAGCCGACCUUCAACAGUCUCUCCCAGGAAUUCAAAGACCUCAUGAAAGAUUGUAAUGAGGAUGAGGCUGCCAUUUUAAGUGACAGAUUUGACCACCUCAUCGCUGGAUACACCAAGGUGGAGGAUUUGAUCAAGAACCGUGAGGAACUGUGCGAUAACUGGUCAAGUUAUGCCACUGACCACAAGGACACACAGAACCGCCUCAAGGUCCUGAAGGCCAAGUUAGCGUCACCAGACAUCACUGAAGAGGAGGUGACCAAGAUAAACAGGGAGGUUGAAGGACUCUGGCGCAGCAUGGGACCUUGGGCACAGAAGGCGGAGAAGCUUGACGAUCUCAUGGCAACCUCACAGAUGACCAUUAAAGACCGCGCCACACAGCGGACUCUACACUUCGGCACUGAAGUCCAGGCAAUUGAGAGCAUGUGUGGCAAUGUGUCUACCAACGCCAAGCAGAAGGAAGACCACCUGGGUGAACUGACACAACUAUGGGAGGACUUCACUGACAAGAAGGAAGGACUUGUUGACAAACUACAUAUGCUUGCACAGAAGAUUGAUGGUUCCACAGUGGAGAACUCCAGCCUCCAGGGCAUCAAGGACUUGGUGCGAGAAAUUGAGGACGCCAGAGAUGACCUGUUGACUUACAACCCGGAGUACGAGCAGCUACGUGAACUUGGCCGACAGAUCAUGCAGGCUGACAUUAGUAAGGGUGCACCUGUUCAGUCAAACCUGUCAGAGGUAAACAUGGCAUGGGACCAGAUCCAGGCCCUACUCGCCCAGAAACACCAAACAUAUUCUGGUGCCGCAAACCUCUGGCAGCAGUACAAUGAUGCCAAGCAAGGUGUGGCGCGCGUUAUGGAGGAUGUUGAACCUGUGAUUUCACAGGAUGUAACAUUUGCCACCCAGGCAGAGGUCAAGAAGUCCCUUGAUCAACACAAGAAUGCAGAGUUUGAACUACAUGCUAACCAGUCCCAACUGGACCAGAUGAACAACCGUGGACUACAGCUGUUAGAGGAACUGAAGAACACGCCCAACUUCAACGUGGCAGUCCUAGAACAGGACAUGGACCAGGUCAACCAUAAGUGGGAGACUGCCAAUUCAGAUGUUGAGAAUCACAUGGAGAACCUUGAGGCACAGCUUGUAUGCUGGGACCAAGUACAAACUGGGAAAGAAGAGGUGGAGUCAUGGGUCAAUACCAUGGUUACCAAACUUGACGACAGUCUCAAACAUUUUGAUGAUGCUGUGAGCGUGGAAUCCUGUUUAAUGAAAUACAAGGAGGAGGCUCCUUAUUUCAAGGAAGUUUUGUCAGAGCUCCAGCAGAAGGUACAGGACCUAACUGAGCUAAACAAGGACCACGAGAUACCAGGGCUGGUUGCCCAGCAGGAGGCCAUCGAGGAGCAGAUGGAAAAGGCAACCAACAUGGCCAGCAAGCUUGAGAGCAUAAUGACCGACUUCUCUGAUGAACGUGGAACUCUUCAGAAGGAGGUGGAAAAGGAGGUCAGAUUUGUUAACAAGAUCAAGGACAAGCUUGCAAAAUGUGACGAUGUUUCUGGGACUGAUGAAGAUCUUGUGAAGAGGCUGCAGAUAUGUAGGGAACUACAAGCUGAAAUGGACAGUCACAGGAAAAACGUCAAAGAUCUACAAGAAAAAUCAAAUGCACUUCAAGCCAAAUAUCCUUCAGCUGAAACAAGCAACCUUGCCAAAGAUGCAAUCGUGCUUACCAAGAAAUUUGAAGCUUCUCGUAAUCGUGCUGACAAGAUUGAGGACACCCUGGAGAGCUCACUGGAACAGCACUGCCAAGAUGCCCAACUACAACAGCAACGCUGGCUUACUGCUGCCAAGGAGAAAGUAGCUUGGUGUGGGGACAUUGCUGGGGACCGCUACAGUGUGGAGGCCAAGCUUGGCACCAUCAAGGAACUGAUGGGAAAUACCAAAGAAGGAGAGAAGAAAAAGGCUCUGGCUGCCUCUAAGGUUGAUAUGGUCAAGGCUGUCCUUCCCAAGGAGAAACAAGCAGAGCUGGAUAGACAGAAGAAAGAAGCAGAAAAAGAUUGGGCAGACCUGGUCAAGCAGAUGGACAGCACACAACAUAAACUGGAGAGCUCCAUUGACCAGUGGAUGCAGUAUGACAAUAAGUACGAAGGUCUCUCCCAGUGGCUGAAGGCCACCGAGGCUAGGAUCCGCAAUGAGGCUAGCCUUAAACCCGACCUACAGAACAAAAUGGACCAGUUGGAGCUCUUUGGUGAAAUGGAGCUGGAGGUGCAGGCCCAUCGCUCACAGUUUGAAGCAUUGAAGGAUUCUGCUCAGGAAAUCUCACGCUCCACUGGAGAUGGGCGCACAGCAUCAUACGCCGGCCAGCUGUACACUAGAUACCAGUCUCUCUCAUCUUCUGUCAAGGAACAAGUUGAGAAGUGUGAGGAAAAUGUAGAGGAUCAUGAUAGUUACAUUCAGCGACACAAGUCAUGUGUGGACUGGCUGAAAUCAGCCCAACAAAACCUUGAGGAGUGUUCCAAUCUGGCUGACGACCCACAGUCUCUACAGGCCAAGAUUGAAACUGUAGAGGACCUGUUAGAAAGCAAGGAACAAGGGCUGGGCAAAUUUAACUCAGCCUUAGAAUCGGGAGAGAAACUCUACCCGAAUACCUCAAAUGACGGGCGUGAGGGAGUUCGCCGUGAGUUACGGUCCCUGCGUGAGAUGUGGGAGUCUUUCAAUGACAGUCUCAAUGACACCCAGCGCCAACUAGAGAGUAGCCGCAUGCAGUGGUCAACAUUUGAUGACAAUUACGACCAACUGUCCAAGUGGGUGUCGGACAUGGAGGGUCAGAUAGAGGACGACCAGGAUUUGUGUAACUCCCUUCAGGAGAAGAAAGCCAUGCUGCAGCAUUACCGGACCCGUUGUCAGGACAUCAUGUCGCACCAGACAAUGAUUGACAGCAUCGGUGAUAAGGGGACUGCACUCUCAUCAACACAAGCAAAAAGCAAGCUGAACCAACUCAACAACCGCUAUCGCACCCUGUGUGGUGGUGCUCAGGAUCAAGUGAAGACUGCCGAGGGCUUUGUUGACCAGCACCAGCUGUAUCAAGACAGCUAUCAGCAGUGUCGCGAUGCUAUGGCCAUGACCAAGGACAAACUGGCCGUCUGCUCAGAGACGACGGGUGAUCGACAGGCAUUACAGAAUAGACUGGACAGAGUACAGGACCUGACGACUGCUCUGCAUGAUGGUGAGAAAAAGGUCAAGGACACGCACGUGCAGGGUGAGAAGUCAAUUCCCCAGACAGGGAAACCAGGUCAGGCAACUAUACAAGCAGAACUGGAAAGCCUGACCACAGAAUGGGAAGGUGUGGUGUCACGUCUGGGGGAUACUCAGCAGAGCUUAACGCAUGCCGUCCAGGCAAUACAGAGUUAUGACAGCUCAUGUGAAUCACUCAACAGGUGGCUCCGUGAUGUUGAGAUACAAAUCAAGGAGCAUGAACUCAAGUCAUCACUCAAGGAAAAACAUGCUCAGGUGGAAAAGUUCAAGACAUUACAAGCAGAAGUACAGUCCAAGCAGCCUCAGUUUGAUGAACUCUCCAACAUGGCGUCCCAAGUACAAGGAUCAGACACACGACUGGUUAACUUCAGUACUCAGCUUGGGACACGGUUCCAGACAGCAAAGACCAACCUUAGGGAUGUGAUAAGCCGGCAACAGGAGCAUGCCCGGGAACACGAGGCAUACCAGGAAAACUUCGCGGAGUGUUCCGAAUGGGUUGACACACUACAUCAGCGUCUGCAAGUUUGUGCAGACCUUGCCGGUGAUAAACACGACAUCGAGGACAGACUCACCAAACUACAGGAACUGAUGGCCGAAAAAGAUCAGGGAGCAACCAAGAUCCACUACACAGUAGAAUGUGGCGAGAAGCUGUACCCAAGUACUGCAUCGGAGGGCAGAGAUGUCAUACGCCAGGAACUGCGAGGACUCCGUGACCAGUGGGAACAGGUCUGCGAUACGCUGUCUGACACGCAACGCAAGCUCGACACCUGCCUGCUGCAAUGGUCUUCAUAUGAUGAGAACUUUGAACAGUUCCAGAAAUGGCUGCUAGACACAGAGAUCCAGUUACGAGAGGAUACAGACCUACGAGCCACACUGCCAGACAAGAGGGCCCAGCUACAGAACCACAGGGUGCUUCACCAAGAUAUCAUGUCACGUCAGCAUGUGAUGGAUAAUUUGUCCGAGAAAGCUUCCAAGCUGUCCCAUUCGUCACCAGUGACGAAGGCUGGUAAGUUUGUGGACGAGUUACAUAGGAAGUACAACAAGCUGUGUGGGGAAUCGAAGGAGCAUUUAGAGGAGCUGGAAGGUGGGGUGAAGGACCACCAGAUGUACCAGGACACGUACCAGGACUGUCAGGACUGGCUCAACUCCUCGCGCGAGAAAGUGGAGGCCUGCUCCGACACUUCUGGUGACAAGAUGUCGAUCCAGCAUAAACUUGACAGACUCAAGGAGUUUUCUGAGAAGGUAGAAGAUGGUGACCACAAACUUAAAGCUACCAAAGAGCUGUGUGAGAAGUCAGCACGCGGGACAAGCCAGCCAGGCCGUGAGGUUUUGCGACGUGAGAUGGACCACAUCCAAGGGGACUGGGAGGACUACCUCGCUCUCAUGUCACAGGCUGAGGAGGACCUAGGCAACGCGUUGGUACAGUGGGGCGAUUUUGAGGGCAAGUUUGGCACAUGCAAUACCUGGCUCAAGGGCAUCGAACAGCAGGUCAAAAACUACGAGCUCAAGUCUACACUGAAGGAGAAACAGGAACAGGUGGAAAAAUUCAAGCGACAACGUGAAGAGAUCCUCACCCACCAACCAGAGAUUGACCGAUUCACAGACGAUGCACAGAACUUGAUGCAUACCAGUGCUGAUGCUAGACUAAGUACACAGGUGUCCCAACUGACCAAUCGAUACCGAGGCCUGCUCUCACUGGUCAAGGACCUCAUUACAAAAUGGGAAAAGUAUGUCCAGGAUCACCAAGGUUACGACAAUCGUCAUCAGGAGUACAAGACAUGGCUGGCACAGGCGACAGAGAAACUAGACGCCUGUCAACGUCCGGCUGCUGACCAGAACACCAUGGAGGAGAGACGAGUCAUGAUCCAGAUGUUGUUAUCUGAGAAGGACCAUGGCCUCCAAAGGCUGAAUUCUACCAUAGAGUCUGGUGAGCGUCUUUACCCUGACACUGCAUCUACUGGACGGGAGAAGGUUCGUCAGCAACUACGACUCGCAAAAGAUGAAUGGGAUCGACUGUUCAACAAUCUCAAUGAUGCCCAACGCCGUGUCGAGUCGUACAUGAUGCAGUGGACAUCAUAUGCUGAUGGCCAAGACCAGCUUCUACGAUGGAUGUUAGACACAGAGACAGUUCUGACAUCAGAUGUUGAUCUCAAAAACACGUUACAGGAGAAACGAACCAAACUUCAGACUGUCAGGGCCGUGCUUCAAGAUGUGUUGUCUCACCAACGCCUUGUGGACUCCGUCGUAGAGAAAGCACAGGGUGUUCUUCAGAGUACAUCCAACCCAGAGGUCAAGACGUUUAUCACUGAUAUCAACUCGCGCUACGAAAACCUCACCACAACCUCAAAGGCUAUAAUCCAGCAGUCGGAGCAGAAUGUAGUAGACCACCAACAAUACCAGGACUCGCUACAGGCAGCAGUGGACUGGCUCACGCUGAUGAAGGACCGUGUCAGCAUGUGUUCCGAUACCUCUGGGGACAGACAUACCCUCAGCAACAAACUUGACCGAGUCCAGGAGCUGCUGGCUUCCAUCCCUGAAGGAACUGCUAAGAUUGCCGAGUGUGAAGAGUUGGCAGCAACCACUGUGGAAACAACGGCCCUGAAGGGUCGCCAGGGAGUACACCAAGAAAUGGACAUGCUGAAGAUGGACUGGGACAACUACACAUCUCAAAUUAAGGGCCUGCGUGACGGGCUGGAGCGUGCCGUUCAACAGUGGGGCAAGUACGAGGAGCAGUAUGACCGCAUCUCUCACUGGGUCAAGGACAUGGAGAAGAAGGUCAAAGAAUCUCCUCCCAAAUCAACAUUGGAUGACAAACAGCUACAGCUUCAGAAGUUCCAGGAAAUUGCAGCAGAAAUCUCCGAGUUCCACUUGGAAAUGGACCAGUUUGUUUCUCUGGAAAGUGCUUUGAUGACGGAGGUAAGGGCACAUCAGAGAGAAAUGGAUCACUUCUCUGACGAGGCACAGACACUACAGCAGCUGACUGGUGAAGUGCGUGUUGGCACAUCUGUCUCACAGCUCAUGUCACGCUACCAGACCCUACAACAAAACCUUAAGGACCAACUGAAGAAAUGUGAACAGAAUGUGACCGAUCACAAACACUACAAGGAUCGGCAUGCUGACUGCUCACAGUGGCUCAACAAGGCCAAGAGCAAGUUCUCAACGAGUGCUGAAACUACAGGCUCAAGGAAUGAACUGGAAGACAGACUGGAGAAGAUACAGGAAUUGGCCAUGGAGCGUGAUGCUGGCUUCACCAAGUUGAACCAGGUGGUAGAAGCGGGAGAAAAGCUGUACCCGAACACAGCACCAGACGGUCGUGAAGUGGUGAGACAAGAGCUACGACAAGUCAAGCUGACCUGGGAAAGUCUGUUUGAUGAUCUGUCUGCUGCACAGCGUAAGAUGGAGGUAGCGCUUGUCCAAUGGACGUCGUUUGAUGACAGCUUUGGACAGGUGGAGCACUGGCUGCGUGAGAUGGAGUCGCAGCUCGACGGAACAGUGCCCCUCAGGUCCACGCUGGAGGAGAAGAAAAGCCAGUUACAGAAUUACAAAGUACUACACCAGGAUGUACUGUCCUAUCAGCGGGUGAUGGACAGUGUCAAUGACAAAGCUCAGAGCCUGGUCCAGAGUAGCAGUGACCCACAACUCACCAAGUUUGUCACACAAGCACGAACACGCUACCAUAAAAUCACCGCCACAGCCAAGGAACGGGUCCAGCAGUACGAGGCGUUUGUAGCCGACCACCAACAGUACAAUGAUGCCUACAACAACUGUAUUGAAUGGCUGAAUGGCAUUCGUGAGAAGCUGUCUAUGUGUGCCGACGUAUCAGGUGAUCGCCACACCAUACAGAACCGACUCGACAAGAUUCAGGGUUAUUAUACUGGACUGUUAAAAAGUAUGGAAUUCACAUCCUACUUUAAAUUGGGGGACAUUGUUGCGACCAAAAUGGAGGGCGAACCCAAGGUAAAGAAUGUAGUAAGCCUUUCUGAGAAGGUACUACCAAAUACUGCACCCCAGGGCAAAGACAUUGUCAUGAGGGAGACUGAUGCUCUGAAGGAUGAUUGGGAGGCGUUCGUCAAUGCCCUACAGAAGACCAAGUCUGAUCUUGAGAGCUGUAUGGACCAGUGGAAAGAGUUUGAUGCUUGGCAGGAAAAAGUCUCAGCCUGGCUCAAAGAUAUGGAGGUCAGAGUUCGUGAUACUGAGCUCAAGGCUACACUGAAGGACAAACAGUCUCAACUGGACAAACUAAAGAAACUUCACCAGGAGAUGAUUGAUCACCAAGGUGAUGUGGAUACCCUCAGUGAUGCGGCCCAGGACCUGGUUCGUGUCAGUACCGACACACGUGUCAUUAGUCAGGCGUCACAGCUAGGGACAAAGUACCAGACAAUCUACAUUAAUGUCAAGGAGUUGUGUCGUCGCUGGGAGCAGUAUGCGCUUGACCACCAGGCAUACACGUCUUCAUUCAACCAAUGUAAGGCCUGGCUCAGCGAGAUGCGUAAAAAGCUCCAGGCACAUUCAGACAUCAGUGGUGAUCGUCAGGUUGUCAAGGGACGCCUGGGUGAUGUCCAGGAGCUCAUGGGUGACAAGGAGGAAGGAUUACACAUGCUUCAGAUCGCCCUCGACAACCUCCAGAUUGUGCUGCCCAAUACAUCCGUCCCAGGACGUGACAACAUGAGGCGAGAGAUGCAGGGUCUACAGGCAGAGUAUGAUGCCUUGUCAGGGGACCUUAAUGACCUCAAAACCAAAUUGGAUGGCACACUGACCCAGUGGACUGUGUAUGAUGACAGUAUAGACCAGCUUGACCGAUGGCUAUCUGACUUGGAAAAACAGCUGGAGAAUGAGUCGCAGCAACAGAACACUCUACAAGAAAAAAGACUUCAACUUGAAAGGGUUAAGGUGCUUCAACUGAAUGUGAACAGUCAGCAAAGUACCAUUGACAAUCUUAAUGACAAAUCAGAGAAUCUCAAACAGACUAGCAAAGAGGCCAACCUCGGUAACCAGAUCCGGCGACAAGUCAGUCGAUAUGAACGACUUCUUGGUCGAGUUAAGGAUCAGCUGGUGAAGUGCGAGAAGAAUGUGAAGGACCACCAGGCUUACAGGGACACAUUCAUGGAGACCUCCGAUUGGCUGGGCACUGCCAUUGAAGGACUGAACUCUUGUAGUGAUGUCCGUGGUGACAGGACGGCCAUUGAGGCACAGCUCCAUAAACUACAGGACGUGUUCAGCACUAAUGAUGUGGGUAAAGAGAAACUAGAAGUCACCAUUGCAAAGGGAGAGGUUGUCCUACCAGAGACGUCGGCACAGGGACAAGACCUCAUCAAGGAGGAGCUUGCUAUGUUGUCCAACGAGUUUGAAGGAUUUAUCAAUGAGUGUGAUGAACUCAAUGCAAACCUAGCUCAUCUCCUGGAAGAAUGGAGUAAAUAUGAAGACCAGUACAAGGAGUUGAGUCAGUGGAUCAAGGACACUGAGACAGACAUGAAGGCUGACUCUGAGCUUAAGGCAACACUGGAAGAUAAAACUGUGCAGGUGGAGAAACAACAUGCUGUCCAUGAACAGAUCCUCAACAAGCAGCUGACGUUUGAUGCUCUGGCGGAGCGUUCUCAGACCUUACUUCAGUGCACCACAGAUAAUCGUGUGACCUCCCAACUCACCCAGAUGAGCUCCAGAUACACAAGCCUCAUUGCAGCCUCCAAGGACCUGUUUAAGCGGUAUGAGCAGUACACACAGGACCAUGCCCAGUAUGCUGAUACCUUCACCGAAGCUGCCACCUGGCUCCAGUCCACGCGGGACAAGGUGUCCGUGUGUGCAGACAUCUCUGGUGACAAGUUCAUGAUCCAGAGCCAGCUGGAAAAACUACAGGAGUUUGUCGUAGUUAAAGAGGAGGGUCAGCUACUGAUCCACACAGCAAACACCUGGGGAGAGAAGACGAUGACCAAUACGUCGAUGGAAGGCCGGGAAAUGAUCCGCAGGGAACUUCAGCAGCUGCAGCAGGAGUGGGAGAACAUGCUAGGGGAGAUAACUGACACCAAGGUCAUGCUCGAGUCGUGUCUGCUCCAGUGGACUGACUACAGCGACAGCUACGACAAAAUUCACAAGUGGCUUCGUGACAUGGAGAAGCGUCUCCGCGAGACGGAGGCCAAGGUUGACCUCGGGGAGAAGAAGGCAGAGCUACAGCGACUCAAGGGACUGUACCAGGAUGUGAUAUCGUAUGAGCAGAUGAUCGAGUCUAUUGGAGUGAAGGCCACUGACCUGUCCACCAAGAGUCCAGUCAGCAAGGCUUCCACGGAUACAUCCAACAUCCUCACCAAAUACACCACCAUUAAAGAUCAGGCCCAGGACCUGUUGGCGAAGGCAGAGCAGUGUGUGGCUCAGCACCAGGCCUAUCAUGACACAUGUAACGGCUUCCUGUCCUGGCUACGCACCGCCCGCGAAAAAUUGGCAACCUGCUCCGACACGUUUGGCGAGAAAUCUGUCAUUAUUACCAAGAUUGACAGGGCAAAGGCUCUGAUGGCAGAUAUCAGCCAAGGAGCACAACGGCUGACCGAGGCUACAAAGUCAGGGGAGACAACUCUUUCAUCAACGUCGGCUACAGGACAGACGAAAAUUCGCCAGGAACUGGCUUCAAUGAAGCGAGAGUUUGAGGAAUAUCGUACUCAACUGACAGAUGCACAGGAAGAUCUGGAGCGAUGUCUAACUCGCUGGAACGACUUUGAGGAGAGCUACAAUUCAUUCAACAGCUGGCUAAAGGAGACAGAGGGUUACCUCAGGGCUGACCUUGACCUCAAAUCAUCCUCUGAUGAGAAAAAACGACACUGGGAACAGUAUCAGAAUUACCUGGAGGAUGUAUUGGCCAAGCAGAGCUCGUUAGACAAAGUGAAUGAGAAGGCUCAGGCUUUACUCCAAACCAAUGCUGAUGCCAAGACAUCACAUGCCAUCACCCAGCUGACCACACGAUACCAGGGAGUGAUCGCUCUGUCCAAGGACAUCGUCAAGAACCUAGAAGCCUACUUUGAAUAUCACCGGACAUACAAACAAAAUUUGGAGGACUUCCAGCAUUGGCUUCAAAACACUCAGCAAAAUCUGCGUGAGGUUCAGGAUUCGGCUGGUUCCAAAGAUGAUGUUGGAAGCAAGAUCAGCAAGAUUUCUGCGAUACAAGCAGCGAUGGACCAAGGACACAACUAUCUACGAGCAUUGUUAGAAUGUUCCGAACGUGUACUACCUAACACGAACCAGCGUGGCUGCCUCGUUGUGAAACAGGAGACAGAGACGGCCAAACUUGAUUAUGAGAAUCUCUUAACUGAUGUGUCACAAGCUAAGCGUAACCUCGAGUCAGCACUAACCCAGUGGGGUGAUUUUGAUCGUCUGUAUGACCACUUCAGCACCUGGUUGACCGAUGUAGAGGCCAAACUGAAAGCUGACCCAGUACUCCGUACCGAUCUCCCAGAAAAACGGUCAAGUCUGGAAAAGAGCAAGGCAUUACAAGCAGACGUGGCUCUUCACAAAGAUGCUCUUGCCAAGUUGGAGGACAAAUCUUCCCAUUUGAGGGAUGGACGUCCUCAAAGUGUGGCAUCCAAUCUCCGCUCUCGCUUCAACAAAGCAGCUAAUCAAUCUAAGGAGAUGACUGAGCGUCUGGAGGAACAAGUACAGAGCCAUGAGGAGUAUAGGCGUUCCUAUAUAGCCUGUCUCGACUGGCUCGCCAACAACCGACACCGUCUCCAACGUCUAAGUGACUACUCCGGGGAUCGACGGACACUACAGGACAGACUUCAGCAGCUCAAGGACUUCAAGGGUGAGAUGCGACAGGGUCAGGACAUGGUAAACAAUGCCACACAGCUUGGUGAGCGUGUGUGUCAGACAACGGCUCCGCGGGGACAGGACGCCAUACACAAGGAACUGACCAACCUGAAGGAAGACUGGAAUGCUUUCGCCUCGUCUGUUAACGAGAUGGAGGCUAACCUAGAGGCAUGCAUCGGAAACUGGCUAGAACUUGAUGAGGAAUACCAACGCUUCCACCAGUGGGCUGAGAAAAUGGAAGGAAAGGUCAAAGGACUGCAAGAGAACAAGCCGGACCAGCAACACAAGGAACAGCAGCUCAUGGAGGCAGAGGAUGUUUUUGAUGAGGUCCUGAAGAGGAAGGCGGCUCUGGACCACGUCAAGGACAGGACAGAUGCUGUAUCACAGAGGAGCUCUGAUCCACGGGUGUCAAACAACAUGAUGCUACUCUCGGCAAAGUACCAAGGACUUGUGUCUGCCGCCAAGGGAAUGGUACAUAGACUGUCAGAGAACGCCAAAGACCACAAAAGUUACAACACAGCCUUCGACGAGGCUGCUGAUUGGCUGUCAGAAGUUGAUGAGCGUGUCACUGUAUGUAACGACACGUCAGGUGACUGGCAUGCCGUUCAGGAUCGAAUGGAUGAUAUCAAGGACAUUACAACAAACAUGGACGAGGGACUGAGAAAGGUGAACCUGGUCUGUGACCUUGCUGAGAGAAUUCUACCCAACACAUCAUCUGAUGGUAAGCGGAUCAUUGAACAACAGGUGACAGAGCUGACAAACGAGUGGGAGAAACUGAACCAGGCUAUCUCCGAGUGUUCAGCCAUGUUGGAGGGGGUUCAGGAUCGCUGGAAUGAUUAUGAGGAGUAUUAUGGCAGUCUGAUCAAAUGGCUUGCGGACAUGGAGAACCAGCUGGCCAUGGACCCCGAACCACGGGCCCAGCUUGUAGAGAAAAAGACACAACUUGACAAAUUCAAGCUGGUGAUGAGUGAUGUUGAAAACCACAACCGCCUCGUCAAUGAGUUAGCAGAACGUGUUGCUAAUCUAGAGGCUCUGAGUGAGAACCAGGAGGUGGCUGAUACCCUGGCUAACGUUCGCGACCGAUACGACAGAGUCCACACCCGAGUACAGGAGAUUGUGGCCCAUCUGGAGCAAGCUUACCACGAUCACCUCGACUUCCACGAGGCUCAGCAGGACAGCGAGAAAUGGCUGCUACAGACGUCAUUCAAACUGAUGUCCCACAACUCCCUCAAUGUCAGCACCAUGGAACUUACACAGCGACAAAUCGACAAACACCGGGGCCUGAUCAAGGAUAUAGAGACAUACAGGUCAACACUGGACGAGGUGUCCAACCGGGGUCGUAAUCUGGUCCAGGACAAUGUCCGAGUGCCUAAGAUGGCACAACAGGUCCAGUCACAGAUGCAGAAUUUGGAGGAAAGUUAUCUCAACUUACAAACAACAGCCGAGCAGAUCAGGAAUCGACUUGGUGAUGUCAUGCAGCGCUGGCAGGACUACAAGGAUCUACUUGACAAAAAUGACCAUUACCUUAAUGAAGAAUUCCCUCGUUGGCUUGGAGACUGUGAUGCUCAGGUGCCUGAUAACCUACAGGUUGCUCAGAACAAACUUGACAACAUAAGGACAAUGUGGGAGAAAUUGAAUGGGUUGAAACAAGAAAUGGCGAACGCAUGUCAUCGUUGUGACAAUCUGGGUAGCAUGGACAGUCUUGACCAGAGUGACAAGGAGCUGCCAUCGCCAAUGUCACAGCUUGCUGAUCAAGUUAACUCUGAACUCAAAGAAGCCAUAUCACAGGUUGAGAAGCGGAUGGAAAACGUGAGGGAUACGAUUGGUCAGUGGGAAUCUGUUGAUCGUCAGAGGACUGACCUAAGGAACUGGCUGCACAGCAAACAGGAGAACCUCCAGGAAAUGGAGCAGCGACCUGCUAAACUUCAUGCUGAGGCAGCCGAGCUGGAAAUCGCAAAUUUACAGGCUUUGAGAGAAGAGGUCCAAGGGCGAGGACCAGCCAUUGAUGCGUUCCUGAACCGGUACCGUGAACUGACCCAGCACAACCCUGCCCUUGUGGACCCAGUGAUGCGUGCAGUGCGUGAGGACUGGGAAGAACUUCUCGGGCAAAUUGAAAAUCUUCUAGAGGAUAGGGAACAAGCUCUCCAGUGUAACCGCGACCUCCAGGAGCAGCAGACUGACAUGGACCAGGAUCUGGCCAAUUUUGUGGACGAGCUUGAGAAGAUAGAAGCUGCAGACGUAGCUGUCGUGGAAAAGUCUGCCCAGCUAAAGAACCUGUCUGAUCAACUUGACCUCCGGCGUGAUGCUGUGGAUGGACUGCGGACAAAAUCGGGUGAUACACUCAAACGUGUCAGCCAAGCCGACCGUGAACUGGUGGAGGGACAAAUCAAAGAGAUUGAGAAACGGCACAGUGAUGUACAAGCUCGGGCCUCCCGGAGUCUGAAAAAGCACGGCAUUCUGGGUACGAAUCUGGAGGAGAUCCAGGGUGAAGUUGAUGCCUACAUGAAAUGGCUAGGUGACAAGGAGGCAGAGCUUACUCAGGACACGCCCCUCGGUUACAGUGUCAAGGACGCAGAGGCUAUGCUCACCAAACAGAAGGAGCUUGUUGUUGAGCUGGAGGCAAGACAAAUGACCUUGGAAAAUGUCGGUCACAAGGUCGAGGCCUUAGUCCAAGACCUGCCCCGUAAAGAGCGAGAGAUGGUGGAGAAAUGGGUCUCCAUGAUCAACGCUGACCACCAGAGGGUUUACGCAUUGGCUUUGGACAAACAGAAACUCUUCGCGGAGAACGUCAGCCAUCGAGAACUGUUCCAUUCUAGUCUCAACCGCAUCAACAUGUGGCUACAAAAUAAGGAGCGUGAUGCCAAUAAAUUAGAAUCCGUCCGUCUGCAGAGCUCUGAAGCCGAGAAACAACUUGAAAAGUGCAAGGUGCUUCUGUCAGAAGUGCAAGGUUACAAACCUAACAUUGACAGCCUGGCCAGACAGGUAAAAACUCUGGAGGCUGACUGUCCGCCGGAGAGAAUCGCUGAACUUCAACAUAAACUUACAGCCAUCAAUGAUGUGCAAUCCCGAUAUGAUGACCUUAAAGCCCUGUUAUCAGUGUCUCAAGGUCGUCUGAAGGACAGUGUAGCGUCAAGGAAGGUGAUGGAGGAGGAUGUCCACAAGGUGGAGCGUUGGUGCAAGGAGACAGAGAUGAAGUGUGGGACGGAGCCGUGUGUAGACUGUGCAAUAGAAGUACUGGAUGACCAGUACAAGCAAUAUAAGACACUGGACAAUACAUCCCAUAUGUUUGAAUCUCUGAUCAAAGAAAUAAAUGACCGGGGCCAGACCAUGUACCCGUCGCUUUAUGAACCUGACAAAUUCAGGCUGGACCAGACUCUUCAGGCUACUUCAGACAGAUAUGAAAAGGUCGAUUCUUUGGUGAAGGGUCGCCUGGCAACCCUGGAGAGUGCCAUAGCCACACGCAGCCAAGUCAUUGAUGAGAUUGAGAAAGCACAGGAGAUGUUGGUUGCCAUACAAGAUGACCUUCGUCAGGCUAAUAAGCCUCUUGGUAUCACGGUAGAAGAUGCAGAAGACUCGCUCAAUAAAUAUGAAACAAUUGGAGAAAAAAUGGUCACAUAUCAACCGUCCAUUGCCCAGCUUAACCAGGCUGUGGAGCGUCUCAGAAACACUGGACAGAACUCUGAGGCAGACGAGAUUCUACAGUUAACUUCACAGUAUGAACUUCUUGAGGACCAAGUUAAGCAGCAAUGCCGUAAAUGUCAGCAGGCCAUCACUCUGCGGCAAGAAUACACCAACCAGAAGGCCACUAUACAGGCCAUGGCUAUGCAGUAUGAACAGGAAGUAAAGGAGAUUGAGGAACAGAUUCUCCCACUACCAGUCAAAGUCGAGAGACUAAAGGCUGUUUCUGAGAAGGUGACCUCAGCUGAGCCCAUGCUUGCAGUUCUAGGUGACAGAGCACAACAGCUGAGCAUUGAGAGUAAAACUGAGGACGCCCGGCAGGUGUUUGAUGAAUCACACACACUGCGGGGGGAGCUGGAACAGCUGAAGAAGGCUGCUGACAGGAAGUCCAAACAGUGCGAGAUGCUUCAGCGCAACAAAGACGAGUAUGAAAACACAAUAUCAGCGGCGAUUGUUUGGCUGGAACAGAAAGAGGAUGUUCUUGCCGCCUGUAACCCACUUGACAUGGAUACCAGGAAGGUCGACCACGCCAUGGACAAACACAAGGCAUUGUCUAAGGAAGCUUUGGAGAAACUGGACAUGGUCAAGGAUAAGGCCCAGCUGGAAAUGGCUAUUUACCAGAAACUGGACGAGCCCUUACCCAUAGCCAUCAUUGAGAAAAUGGACCAAAUUAAAACUCUGGAGGACUCUAUCAAGAAUGCCAUUGGUAAAAAAGAGGGUUACCUUGAGGAGGCCAAGACCGACCGGGAGCAGCUAAACAUGUCGAUGAAACAGAUCACAGAGUGGCUGAGUGGGGCUGAGGACAUGCUUGAUUCAGGAUAUGAUGGUCUUGAUUACGACACACUAAACGACACGCUCAGUGAACAGAAGGACUACUUUUCUGAGGCGAGUAUGUGCCAGGAUGAAAUGGAACAGGUUAUGGACCUGUCGGAGCGCCUUUUGCCGACACUUGAUAAAAAUGACCAAGAAACUCUGCGUCAGAUGCUCAAAAACACCAAUCAAAAGUUGGCUAAUGUGAUGGCAGGAUCAUCACGGCAACAGCAGUUCUUGGAACUUAAGGCAGAUGACUGGCGUACCUUCCAGGAGGAUGGGUAUGGUGUGAUUGAGCAGAUAGACCAGCUGGAGGAGGAAUGGGGGGUGUUGUCACACAUGCCCGCAAUAACUCCUGAUGCUGUUCACAAGCAGACUGUCGCGACCAAGGACUUUCUUGCUAAGAUCGAUGAAAUAAGACCAUCAAUAAAUGACCUCAAUGAUAAGUUUCGUGAGCUGGAAAAAGCUGGCAAUGCAAGCAGCCGGGCCAUGGUCAGCAAACUUAUCACGGAAGUCAACGCACGAUGGAACAAACUGGUCUGUCAGACAGAAAACAAUCAGAUGACCAUGCAGGACCUUGGAGCACAGUGGGACGAAUACAACACCCUGCUGUAUGCUGUCGAGACAAUGCUACAGGAAGCAGACGCAUCACUUCCGGGUAUAGACGUGGAAAAUGCCACAAGUCAUGACUUGGUGAAAAAGCUCAAUGAAACUAAGGACCUGUGUACCACACUGGACAUAUUUGCACCAAAGAUUGAUGCACUAAAGAAGAGUGCGCAAAACCUACAAAGGAAUCUGCCCACAGCUGAGGCCAAAGUUCAGACACAGGAACAGGUCAUGGCUCUGUUGGAGAAACUGGAAAGAAUUACUGACCAAGCCAACGAACGGGAAGCCAUCAUUCUGGAGGAAAUUGAUGAUAGGAGCUCUUUCCAGAAUGAGGCUGACCAAACAAUGGCUUGGCUCUCGGAGACGAAACAUGAACUUUCUCUCAUGGACCCUGGCAAAGAGGUGUCUGAUGUGAUGGAGAAAAUGGAAAAACAAAAGGUGCUUGAACAGGAGGUAGCCAUUCGCAUGGAGCAAAUGCGCCACAUGGGUCAGCUCCAAGAAACGAAAUAUUCCACCAUGGGCAAGGAUAUUCCAGUCGAGAUGAAAAUGCAAAUGUCAAGCUUACGUGAACUAGAAGCUGACGUUGGCAUGGCAAUGAAAGCAAAAGAGGAGGAGCUACAGCAUAUCAAGGAGGACAGAGAGGAAGUGACCUCGGCACUGCGGGAUGCGUCCGCCUGGCUGGGAGAGGCGGAGCUUCGUUUACAGGAGCGAAUCAUCAACAUUCCAGACAGUCAACAGAAACAUCAGGCUCUACAAGACGAAUUCAAUGAGUUUAAGCAAGUGCUGGAUAAGUUACGAACCAAAGGCAGUGAUCUUAUAAAGCACACUCCUGACUCUGUGGAGAAACAGAUCGUACAGAAGGCCCUUGCAGACACCAAUCGACAGUGGCUCGCUCUCCAGGCGAAAUCGGCCGAGCAUGCUCGCAAACUUGCGACAUCAGAGGACCUGUCCAGCACAUUUUAUGAGGUUGCUGAGGCAGUAAGAAAUUGGCUGGAGGGUGCCGAAUCAGUGGUCAAGACUAGACCACAGUACGGUCACUAUGACAAGCUGAGGGAACAGCUCAAGCACCACAGGAGGCUUGCCCGUGACCUUGACCACAACCAAGGUCGCCUGGCCCACCUAAACUCUUUGUCGAAGCAGAUGGAGGAGGUCUGUGAUUCUUCAUCAAGUCGAGAGCAACUACAGCAGCUGAACCAACACAUGUACAACCUGCAGACAGAUGCCUCUGACAAACUUAGCAAGCUAGAGGACGCAACGGAAGAAAUGGAGGACUUAGAGACAGAACUGACCAGUCUUCGCCAGUGGAUGGACAAUACGAGAGCACAAAUGACCAUGAGGGAUGCCUCCCUCACUCUCAAAGAUCAGCUUGCUAUGCAAGAGAAACUUGUGGAGGAGAUCGAGAGCAACAAAGGGAAAGCACUCCUGGUGAUACAGAAACAGGCAGAACUUGAGCAUGCCGAGGGUGAUCAACCCUCGGGGAACACAAACAAGCUGGCUAAGGAGAUCAACCAGCUCCAGUCAAUGGCCCGUGAUCAGUGUGCCACACUCCGAGAGGCUGUCGUUCAACAGGAACAGUACGAGGGCGACCUACAAACAUUGACUGCUGCCAUCAACGAUGCUCAGGAAAAGCUUCUUGCAUCACCUGUCAAUCCAUCUGAUGUCAACUCCCUCAAAAAGCAGAUUGCGGAACAUAAUGCUCUUGCCAGUAAGAUUAAAACGCAUCAAGCUAAGGUAAAUGACAUUAAUGAAAAACGUCGUGCACUCAACGAGAGAAGCCUUUUGAUUGGCCCAGACGCUGCAGAAAAACUGUGUGAGCUUGGAUAUUACCCAUCAACACUUUCGUCACUCAAAGUUUCCGUUCGGCCAGAAUCCACAGCUCAUGACAGUGGUGUUUCAAUGUCACCGCUCACAUCUCAUGAUGCUACCCCACAGACAUUUUCGGAUGUUGAUUUUUCUAACUCCACUCAAAGAUCGGGACGUUCUGGCAGAGAUAAAUUUAGUCCCAUGUCAGGUGACCGACCUUAUAUGGAGAGUACAAACAGUCUCUCGGCACGUUCAGAUGACACAGAUGUACUUCUAUAUGAAAGUCUGGAACCAUUGUAUGUACCACAAGUGCACUCUGGCCGUCGGGCAAAAUCACCUGGGCCACAUCAUGAAAUGAAACUAGAUUUAUCGUAUUGGUCAAAAUCUGGUCACCAUGAUGAUCCGGACCAAACAGCUAGUGGUAGUAGUGUCCGUUCAACUGACCGCCGAUCUUCCCCCUGGAGGGAACGGUCAUCUUCCCCCUCCCCCCGGAGGGUAACAUCCCAACCCUCUGAGAAUAGGUAUAACCAGCGGUACCGACCGUUGUCCAUGCGCUCCCUUUCCCCCACCUCCAGCAUGCAGGCUAGUUCCAGGGAGUGGAAGAGACCCAAGUUAAUCCCUCUGGUUCCGUACUCAGAAAUGGAUAUAUCUGCCAGUGUGCCAAACUUACUACAGACAUCAGAGCUAGAGCCUCGAGAGAGAAGUGCAUCUUUUGGAUCAAAACUCUCUCGUCCCAAGCCCCCACAACGUCCACUUGGCCACAGUGGCCAGGACACGCGCCUAGCUCAGCUCAACCAAUCAUGGAACUGUUUACAGCAGCAGCUUGGUGUGAGGGAACAGGAACUACAACAUGCCCUCCACAAACAGGAGCGCUACCAGCAGUGUGUUCAGGACGUGACAACAAAGAUGGAGCGGGCUCACUUGCGCCUCAAUAAAGGUUUCCCCUCGAGCCUGACUGAUCUGGACCGACAACUAAAUGAUUACAGGGAAGUUCUACAAGACAUUGAGGGUAUCAAGGAGGAUAUCAUACGGGUCAAGGAACGAGGACGACAGAUUGUGGAAAUAUCAGAUCCUGAAGGCUACAAGGCAAUGCAGGCUACACUCACCAUGCUUUCUGACAGGGUGGAAAGCCUACAAACCAUGGCCGACAACAAGGGCCGACAACUCCAGACUGCUGUCAAAGACAAGGAAAAGCACAACAUUUCACUGAAUGCAUACAAAAAACGAGUGAAAGAACUGGAGGACUGGCUGGAUGAGAUGAAGAUCCGACAGUCAGCCACACCCCUGCCCUCGGAUGCUGUUGACUCCCUCAAAUACAACCUGCAGGAAAAUCAGGUUUUACAGGAUGAAAUCAAUGACAAACUUCAGAUGAUAUCAGACCUUGCUGUACAGUGUGACAACCUCUGUGACAUGGAAAGUCCAACCAAUGCUGAGAAACUCAAAUCUCAGCUGACUAAUCUCCAGACUCAACUGGGAAAUCUUAAACUAGCCUCGAUAGAGAAACAGGCACCUCUGCGUUCGGCCAUAAAGGAGAGUGAACGGAGAAAGAAAGAAAUGGAUGAAUACGAAAAUAACCUGAAGAAACUUCAGCAGUGGGUGACGGAUACCAAACAGAUGACAUUGGCUCCCGUCCAUGUAGAAUCUCUCAUCAUUGGAGAGGACCAAAUCAACCUACAACAGAAGCUGAAGUCAGACCUCCUUGAGCACCGCCAGUUGGUACAACAGAUCUCAAGUGAUGCUGCAGGACACGAUGCUCGAGAUGAGCCUCAUCCUGAUAUCACCGCCAUCAGCGAGGAGGACCUGAAACAGAGGUGGCAGGAGAUCAGCUCAGAACUCGCUCACCGCAAACAGAGUCUUACAGACAUGCUGUACAAGAAGGAUGCUAUGGAUGGUGGGAGGGGCUACCCAGGCUGGCUGCCAGCCACCGAUACCAGCGGUCAACUGAAGGAUGUACGCCAGAGUCUGGCUGAGCUCAGCAACCUCUGGGGUCAGCUGCAGACUCAGGUUGAGGAUCGACAGGUGCGCAUUGACCGUGCCCUUGAGUUCCAGCAGAAGUACCAAGAUUCCCUACAGAGCAUAUCAUCCUGGCUUGACCUUGCAGAGCAGAAACUUUUCUCUCCAGACAUAGACAUGGACGCUGGCCAGCAGGUCCAGAAAAAUGAGGCCUUACAGCGAGAGAUCCGGCUGCUUCAGAACGAGAUUGGUCUGAUGGGGCGUACAUCCCAGGACCUACUCUCAUCGGUCAACAAAGAAAGUCAGGGCCUUGUGGAGGAUAGCCUUUCCAAUCUCAACAGUCGUGUCCAGAUCCUGGAGGAACAGGCUCGUAGCCAGGGUGACAAGCUCCGUCAGGUUGACAGGCAGGCGAAGCACUAUCAGGAUGAUUUGAGAAAUCUACAGAAAAAGCUGGCAGAGAUACGCACUUCUAUGGUGACAUCUAGUCCUUCCACCUCCCUCAACCAGCUCAUCUCAAACAUGCAGAGAAUUGAGGCUCAGAUGAAGAAAUGUGAAAGUCAACUGGAAGAGUUAAAGAGGAAGGGACAGGACUUAUCUGCCCUUGCUCCUCAGAUGGUCAGCCCAACAGAGCUAAAUGCCCUUCAGUCCAGCUACAGAGAUCUCCGGCAAAAGGUGAUGGAUAAGAAGGCAGACCUACUACAGUCCAUGUCCAUACAGGACCAGUAUGAGAAGAUGUUACUUGACUAUGCUGAGUUCCUGGAGACAGCUCAGGAUAAACUGAAGUCUGAGGAGAUUACUGCACGCGAUCUGGACAGUCUCAAGCACCAGCUGGCAGCCCACAAGGAUUUCUUCAGUGACCUUGAGGUUCACCGGGCCAUGCUAGACUCACUAGCCACUCAAACUGACCAGGCCACACAGAACAAACAUGCUGCCCAGAACUCCAGACUGACCAAUCUCACAUAUGUCAUACAAGAUAAAGCCAGUCUCUUUGGACAAAAACUUGACCGCUUGGUCAGACAGUGGACAGAACUCAACGAGAAGCACAGCAGACUGCAACGAUUUCUGGAUACAAUUGAGGAAGAGGUACCUACACCGGUAUCAAAUUCUGACUCCAUGGCAACCAUUCAGGAGAAAAUGGCCACCUACGGGCGGCUACAGAAGGAAAUCACAGAGGAGAAACCCAUUCUGUACCAGGUGGUAGACAAGGGCAAACAACUCCUGCACAGCAUCACAUGCCCGUCAAUGGAAAACUCGGUCGCUGAGGCAGGAGAGAGAUGGGUCGCUCUCACCACCAACAUCUCGCACGAACUCAAAAAAACUGAAACACUUGGGGACCAACUGCAAGAAUUUGAAGGUGAAGCAACUCUAUUCAGAACCUGGCUUAGCACAGCCAAACUCAAACUUGGUGACAUCAAACAUGUGUCGGAGCAGGAUCAGCACAGUAUCGCGACCAUUCGCGGUAAAGUCGAUAAACUCCUGGAGUUCCGUAAAGAAGUGGAGGUCCAGAUCCCUCUAAAGAACAAGAUACUGUCUGUAGGGAACCAACUGUCCCAGAAUGCCUCUUAUAGCACGGCCGACCUGGAGACACGCCUUGCCUGGUUUGAGGACCAGUGGGGACUCCUCCAGCAUGACAUAGGGAAGGCAGAGGAAUACCUCCACACUGCACAGAUGGACCUGAUGCCAUCCCGACAAGCUCUUCACGAACUGGGGGCAUGGCUUAAUGACAUGGAGGGGGCCGUCAGCGAAGAAAAACAGCGACCAGUACAGGACCAUGCUGAUAUAGAAGUCCUCCUCAAAAAGUUCAAGGACUUAAAGAUAGAGCUGCAGAACAAACAAUUGACGAUGGACUUUGUGAAUCAGUCAGCGCUGCAGACAAGUGUGCCAGAUGGGGAUGAGGCUCCCGUGUCUGCCGACAAGACAGACUUUGCUGAACGCCUGGGUAAUCUGAACAAAAGGUGGCAGACCCUGAGCCAGGAUGUGUCGGGGAAGCUUAAGACACUGGAGAUGAUGCACAGCAAGUGGGCAGAAUAUAACCGUGCAUUGCUACGCCUCCAGGAAUGGUUCCACGACCAGGAGGACAAGGUCAAGAGGUACCGACUCAUAGGUCACGAGGUCAGCAUCCGCCAGACCAUCAAGGAUUGUAAGAUACUAGAGCGCACCUUGACGAGUAAGGAAGGUGACAUUCAGAGUGUAAAGGCAUUGGGGUCACGGUUGGUCAGUCUGAGUGAGGACUCUCCGGAGUGCCAGAAGAACAUCCAAGUCAGUAUGGACAACCUUGACCAGCAGUGGCGCCACCUAUCACAGCAGGUGAAGGAGCUGGAUUCGGUGCUGCAUGACUUCUGUAAUCAAUGGCAAGCCUUCUCUAAGGAACUGCAAAACACCAACCAGAUCCUGUCAGAGACCGACUACUGUCUGGGUCGCUACAACCUGGUGGGAGGGGACAUCACUACCCUCAGGAUGCAGGUCGACAAACUCAGGAAUCUUUGUGGGGAGGUAGAGAGAGGCACAGCUGGUUACGACUGUUUUGUUACCCUUGGUAACCAGUUAACACAAGUGUGUGAGGCACCAGUACGGAAGGAAAUCCAGACCACACUAGCAGAUGUCACUGGAAAGUGGCGCCGUAUGAGUGGGGAGCUACAGGACCGUAGUGCACGCUUCGAGGACUGUCUCCAGCAGUGGCAACAGUACGAGGAGGAGUACAACUACGCACGGAGGUGGCUCGAAACAAAGGAGAGACAGUGUAACGAGCUGGUGGCUGUACGGGAGGAUAGCUCGCGCCGUGAAGAGUGCUUACAACAGAGCAAGGCACUGCAGCGAGAGCUAGAUAAUUUCCAGUCACGCCUCGGAUCACUCUACCAACUGAGUGACACAAUCACAAAAAAUAUGGACACCUCAUCUAUCGUUGGGAUCACCUCACGCCAGACUGCCAUCGAGGCACGCGUCAUGGCUUUACGACAAAUUCUCGCCAAACAGGUCAAGCUGCUUCAAGGUGACCUUUCACAGAAGCAGCGCUUCACAGAUCUGUUUGCAUCCAUGACAGCGUUCCUUGACGAAGCUGAACACACCCUCGGUGAUGAAGAGCUUCCAAAUUCAUCAGAGGAGCAGGCACUGCGGGAACGAUAUGAGGAGAUAAAAUAUCUCUCCUUGCAAUUCAAUAAUAACAUGCCACAACUGGAUGCUCUCAACGACCUCGGGUACAGAAUGGCCCUGAGCGAGGAAAGUUCCAUGGCGCUUCGGGAACUUAACCACAAAUUUCAGAGACUUUACAAUGAGACAAAGGAGCAGAACAAGAUACUACAGGGUAUCAUCCUUAUUCAGCAGGACUUCACGGAGAAGUGUGAUGCCUGGAUGACGUUCCUCGCUCAGACGGAGCAGGAUCUCUCCACAGAGAUUGCUGGUAAUCUGGCUGACCUCACUGACCAGCAGAGGAAUUUCGAGAAAUUUGAGUCCGACAUGUACACCAAACAACAAAUUCUGCAUGCCAUCAUCAGUGAUGGACAGAAGAUGAUGAAGGAAGGAAAGGUGGAGGACAAAGAAGAGUUCCAGCAAAAGCUUCACCUAUUGGCUGAGCAGUGGCAGAGUGUGGUGCGACGGGCCAAUCAGAGGAAGGCUAUCAUAGACAAUACAAUCAAACAGUGGCAGGCAUUCAAUGAGUUGACAGAGAGGCUUCGUGAUUGGCUGACAGAGAAAGAGUUCGGAAUGAAGGCUUUCGAGGUUGACUUGGUGUCGCUACAGAAAAUCAAAAAUCUAUUGGAAAAGGCCAGACACACGGAGACGGAGUUCAAACUACAGGAGGAUGUGUUGAAGAAGAUGCAUGACCAGAGUAGACCACUGCUGCAGCGUGCCGAUUCAGACGCCACUGAUGAGCUGAAAGUCUGCACGGCCCAGCUUCAGCAGUACUGGCACCAGUUGUGUGGUAGCCUUGACGACCACUGCCAGAAGCUGGAGGCGGUGCUCAGACAGUGGCAGGAAUGUGAGGAGGACAUUGAGGACAUCCUCGGCUGGCUGAAGGACACCAGGCAAAGCUUUGGGGCUGACCUCCCAACUGCCUAUGACCAGCUACAGGCCGAGCUAAACAGAUGCAAGGACAUAGAAACGGAGUUUGUCAAUGCUGAGAUCAAACGUGACACACUACUGUCGAAAGAAGCGAGGCUGGGUCAAGUCAUUCAACCCGACGACCUUAAUGUUCUCCACCAGAGGAUCAGACUCCUCAACAAACAGUGGGACGAACUCCGCAACCAGGCGGCGCUCAGAGCACAACGUAUAAACGACAACAUGUUCCGCUGGUCGACCUUUAAUGAGCGUGUCCGAGACCUCAUGGAGUGGACAGAUCAAAUGGAGGUCAAGGUCAUCUCAACAAAGAAAUACCACAUUGAGGACCUGCUGACCAAGAUGCAGAGGGACUUCCGAGAGGAGAUGGCUGACAGGGAGCGAGAAAAGGUUCGCCUUGUAGAACAGGGUAAGGAAUUAAUGAAGGUUAGCAGUGAAGUACGGUCCUCAGACAUCGACAAUAAAAUACAGCGACUCGAGGAAAAAUGGCAACACCUGAGCUCUGUACUCAACUUCAGACAGAGGAAGCUACAAGAGACGCUGUUAGCAGUACAGCAGCUUGACCUCAGCAUGGCUAACCUCCGCAAGUGGCUAUCUAACAUGGAGCACGACCUCAGUGGUCCGAUCAUCUAUCAAGUGUGUAACCGGAAGGAAAUCCAGGAGAAGCUCUGUGAACAGCAGGAGUUACAAACAGACAUAGAACACCACAGUGCUGGUGUCGGGUCAGUCCUCAACCUAUGUGAGGUUCUCCUUCAUGACACUGAUGCAUGUCCCUCCGAGGUCGAGUUCAACGCUCUCCAAACCGCUAUGAAGAACCUAGACAGGAGAUGGCGCACAAUUUGUCAACAGUCACCAGAACGGCGGGCAAGAAUUGAGGAGACAUGGGAGUUAUGGCACACUCUACUGGAGGACUUCAAGCUGUUUGAUGAUUGGCUUACGGACAUUGAGCAAGAGGUCAUAGGGUCACCUCGUGACCAGUUAGACGUGAGCCUUACUAAAGAAGAAGUUAAACAUUUCGAGAGUCUGCAGAAGAGAGUGCAUGAGAACCUGCCCAGCUUGGAAAGCAUCAACCGUCAAUAUCGUCGUCUGGCACGUGAAGGCCGUACUGAUCAUGCAAACCACUUGAAGCGUGAAAUGCAGGACGCAAACGAUAGCUGGGACAAGCUCCAGCAAUGCGUAUCCAACAUGACACGUCAACUCAAACAGUCAUCAAAUCUACGUCAAGACUUCACCUCAGUACGUGACGAUCUGUACACCUGGCUCAAUGAUACUGACAUGCAGCUUACCAACAUUGAACACCUGUUGUCAAUGGAUACGCCAACCAAGAUGGCCGAAACAAGGAGACUUCAGGACGAGAUUGACGGUAAGAAGCCACGUCUGGAGUACCUUGACCAGUCGGCACUCUAUCUCAUACAGAAAGGGGACAGUGUGGAUGCCGCCCUCGUACAAAAAGAACUUGAUGACUUCAAAGUUUAUUCCCGACAGGUGUUUGAACGUGUCACUAAGUACCAGAACAAGCUGCGUCGCAUUGCGGACAUUCAGGAGGAAGACAGAGUAAAAACUGACCAGCAGGCACGAGCAGGUGUGGACGAGAUUGACCUGUUGGAGCGUCAGUUGAAAGCACCAGACAGUCUGGACUGGGACAUGGAGGAGCUAGAGGCAUACCUCGAGGCCUCGCCCCCCGAAAGUCCUCCAGAGAAGCGACGAGCUUCAGGACAGGGAAUCCUACAGCAACGCCCUAUGUCACCAGUCAGGGCAUCAACGUUACGGAGGUCAAGGUCACCGACAAGGUCAUCCUCACCUCUCAGAACAUCCUCACCAUCCACCAGAAGGCGUUCACCCUUCAGACAGAACUCACCCAGUCGCUACGCCAACAGGUCUCCAAUCAGGUCACCUCGCACGGUCUCACCCAGCCGCUCAGAUGAUAGCUUCUCUGCAGGUCUUUCACGUGAUGAGAGAAAGAGGCGUAUGCGAGAGGAAGUCGCCCUGAGAAGUCGCGAGUCCAAGGUGGAGUCUUUGCUGGAGGAUCUGGUUGAUGCCCUAGAGAAUGCCAAACACAAGUUAAGAGUGGCAGAGCGGGAAAUGAGGUGUUCUACCCCUACCGGCCCCCACCUUGAUCAGAGUGGCGCAGACUAUGGUCAGACCAUGUCUGAGUGUGAGCAGAGUGUGGACACUGUCCGGAGGCUUGACCGACUCGCUAAGUCAGAGACUGGUCUGUCUGUAAUACCCUCGGCAGAUGAGGAGGUCAGAAACGUGUUACAGCGCUGGGAGAGACUGCAGGCCCAGGCCAUAGAGAAGGAUUACCGACUGUCACAACAGCGCCAGGACUGGGGUCAGUUCCGUACUGACCUCGACAACAUGCUGGCCUGGUUAGACAAUGCUGAAGCCAUGCAGGCUGGUCACUCACGUCUCCCUGGCGACAUCGUCCAGCUAGAUUCCAUCAUUAGACAACACAAGGAUAGCCCUUACGGUCCUAUGAAAGUAGAGGACUUUUUAGUACAACUAGAAUCAAAGAAAACCCGAGUGCUUUCUAUCAAUCUUAUCAGUAAAAACUUUAUAGACAUUCGCACUGACGAAGGUCGUCUGCUCAAAGACAAAUUGCGCCUGAUGAACCGACGUUGGGAGGCCAUGUGUGCCCAUGCGACGACACUACAGCAGGAACUACAGGUGGCACUGAUGCAGUGUCAAGAAUUCCACCACACAAUACAUGAUCUAUUGCUGUGGUUGGAAAACAUCGAGACCAAACUACAACAAAAUGAGCCCAUCAACCUAGGUGCUGAUAACAGUGCCCUCUGGUCAAAACUCAAGAAACUCAAGGAGAUUCGGUCCGAGUUACAGGGUAACCAGCCGCGUGUGACAUCACUGAAGGAUACUGCUGAUCAGCUACUGAUGAACACAGACUCAACUGAGAUGGUCAAUGCUAAGGACAAGAUGCACAUCAUUGCCAACCGUUUGCGUUCCUUACUGCGUCUCUGCUCCUCUUACAUCCUCAGUCUGGAAGACCGACUGGAGAUCCGUCCUUACUCCAAAACACCAUCACCGUCACACAGCCUGGACGUAAGUGGUGACAGUCGCUCAUCAGAUCUCAGCACCGGCUCAGUCGUAUCACGUUCUGCAAGGACCAGUACACCAAGAUUCUCUCCCAACUACAGACCAGGCUCAUUCCUCCGCAACAGGACUCGCUCACCCUUAGCACUGUCCAGACAGCUGUUGUACGGACUGGCGCGACCGUUGCUGGGAGCAGGGGCCUCUGCCCCACACUCGGACAACUUAACCGGACCACGUGAUGAGGACCACGUUUCCGUAUCUGCGGGGCUGCUACGGAGGACAUUUUGGGCCGCUCUGCCAUUACAGAUUCUGUUCCUGUUGUUGCUAGGAAUUGCUAGUCUCAUACCAAUGACGGAGGACGAUUAUAGCUGUGAUUUAGUGAACAAUUUCCGCCGUUCACUUGGACCUAUGUUACGAUAUAAGGAUGGUCCACCACCUACGUGAAAAAGGGUUUUUUACUUUAGAGAGAAAAAUUGUGAUUGUAUUUAUUAUUAUACAGAUACUAUAUUUUCCCAUUAUUGUCCAAAAGGGACACACUGGAUGUGUGAAGAUGUGUCGAAAACCUUAUUCCAGUGUAGAGUAUGACCAAUGUCUCCUCUGAUUGGAUACACUGGAUGUGUGAAGAUGUGUCGAAAACCUUAUUCCAGAUACAUAUAAGAGUAUGACCAAUGUCUCCUCUGAUUGGACAAUUUACAAAGCAUCGAUACUUGUCCAGUGUAUUAAACAUUACUUGCCAUAACCUCAUCAGACCGACCUAAAGUCCCGUCAUCAUCAUCUGUAUAUAUUAUACAUGGUACAACCUUAUACUGUUACAUGUAAUGGUAUGUUAUUUUACAUUGUUAGUCUGUAGGACUGUUACAUGUAAUGGUAUGUUAUAUGUAAUGGUAUGUUAUUUUACAUUGUUAGUCUGUAGGACUGUUACAUGUAAUGGUAUGUUAUUUUACAUUGUUAGUCUGUAGGACUGUUAUAUGUAAUUGUAUGUUAUUUUACAUUGUUAGUCUGUAGGACUUGUUAAUUAAAUAUGAUAUGGUAUCCACAUGCUUUAUUGUGUUUUGCAUGUCCAGGAUAUUUGACAUUUUAUGGCAUACUUCCCCAAUGACUUGGUUUACCUUCCCUGUUAAAAUUGGAUCCAUUUUAUUAAACUCUUUUAUCCACUUUAUACAAAGGAAACAUUUUAGUUAACAAGACGAGUAGUUAGCACCAGUGUGUUAGUUGUUGCUACGGUUACACCAGUAUUUAGACACAACACAAGAGGCUUUAUAUUGAAUACUGUGUCAAUUGUGAGUCAACGUUUGCGAUGGCCAAAGGCUUCGAGUAUAACUGUGAUUUUACUGGCCGCUACUCUUGCUAUGAUUAUGCAUGAAAAUUUUGCCCUUUGUGAGAAUGGCUUGUCAGUGUCUCUUUGAUAUGGGUUCCCAGGUUUGUGGGUGUGGCUAUCUCAUUAUCUCCGCCCAUGAUGUUUGACUGACAGGUGUCAGAACCUGAAACCUCGGUAAGAUACACCAGACACCAGUGCUUGUUUGUAUAUAUAUCUAAUUUUGAUACAAUUGUCCUGUGGAUUGGUAUUUUACCUAACAGUGUUUGUAAGAUUUGUAUAAUCCUGCCUCUUGUCUUAAUGGCAGCAAUAUUGACUGUGAUAUACCUUUGACAUUAUCUCCUUGUUGUCUGUGCAUUUGUCGUAUUUAUUUAAACCUUUUUUUAUUUAUUGCUUGAAUCACAUAAAAAAGAUCUAAAGGAAAUAUUUAUACACAAUUUUAUCUAUGAUAAAUGUAAGAUUUUAACUAUGAUAAUUGGAACAGUAUACUACUUUAUAUGUAAUCUCAGUAAAUGUUAUUGCAGAGUACGGUUGUAAGGAGAUCGCUAUUAUAUGUGUGUAGGGUCGACUGCUGUAUAUCCUUAGUAGUGUUGUAUAGCCAUUGUGUAUGAUAACGAUAGCUGUGUAAUUAGUACCAUGUUAUAAUCUUAGCUGUUCAGCGUCUCAGAACUAUUUUGUUAAGAAAAGGUAAAAAAUAAAUAUUAUAAUA
Messenger RNA from Mizuhopecten yessoensis (Yesso scallop), 34705 nucleotides. RefSeq names its product nesprin-1-like. Gene Ontology annotation, biological process: nuclear migration. The coding region runs from base 255 to 33125 and encodes 10956 amino acids. Gene Ontology annotation, molecular function: actin filament binding. Gene Ontology annotation, cellular component: cytoplasm; nuclear outer membrane; meiotic nuclear membrane microtubule tethering complex. The record is from RefSeq and is a predicted model, not a curated record. Lineage: Eukaryota; Metazoa; Mollusca; Bivalvia; Pectinida; Pectinidae. The transcript has 148 exons.